AGCCCCCGCGCCGGCCCUCUCGGGAGGGUGGAGGGGCGCCCGGGGCGGGGGCGAGGCGCCCCCUGGCUCUUCGCACAGGCCUGGCGGCCCCUUCGGCCCCCUCUGAGUACCUCGGUCAUUGUCUGUGGACACCGGUGCCCUUCCCUCCGCCUGAGUGCAAGUGGGCGCGCCGUCCGCCCGUCCGGGCGGGGGCGGCGGCUUCACCGCGGUGACGCGUGGCUGCCUCCCCGGGCCUGGCCGGCGCUGAGUGAGGGACUCCUGGCCUUGCGGCGCGGGGGCUGGGUUGCAGGGGCUGGGGUGGGGCAGCUCCGUCCCAGGCCGCAGGAACUAUUUCUGGCCGGCGCUUUCCCAGGGGGCUCACAUCCGCCAGGCACUCCCGGAAAGAGCGGCCCUUUCUGCGCCGGGCGUCCGCGCGCGGGCCGCGGGGGCUGGGACCUCUCCACGGGCCCGGGGCCAGCCUGCGGGCGCGUGGGGCUUCCAGACCUCCAGCUCCGCUCUUCGGGUCUGCGUCUUUUUUUCUGCCCGGGCUGCAGCGGAGCCUCCUGGGGAACUUCCGGCCACCUGUCUUUCCGAGGAGCCCGUCCCUACGGCAGCCAGCCCCAGGAUGGGGGAGUUCAGCGCGAAGGCGACAUGUGGGACCGUCUGCCUCAAGUACCUGCUCCUCACCUUCAACUGCUGCUUCUGGCUGGCCGGUCUGGCCGUCAUGGCGGUGGGUAUCUGGACGCUGGCCCUCAAGAGUGACUACAUCAGCUUGCUGGCCUCAGGCACCUACCUGGCCACAGCCUACAUCCUGGUGGUGGCUGGCGUCGUCGUCAUGGUGACUGGUGUUCUGGGCUGCUGUGCCACCUUCAAGGAACGGCGGAAACUGCUGCGCCUGUACUUCUUCCUGCUUCUCAUCAUCUUUCUGCUGGAGAUCGUUGCUGGCGUCCUGGCCUACAUCUACUACCAGCAGCUGAACGCGGAACUCAAGGAGAACCUGAGGGACACCAUGACCAAGCGGUACCACCAGCCAGGCCACGAGGGUGUGACCAGUGCUGUGGACAAGCUGCAACAGGAGUUCCACUGCUGUGGCAGCAACAACUCACAAGACUGGCGGGACAGUGAGUGGAUUCGCUCAGACCAGGCGGGCGGCCGCGUGGUUCCGGACAGCUGCUGCAAGACCGUGGUGCCCGGCUGUGGGCAGCGGGACCACGCCUCCAACAUCUACAAGGUGGAGGGCGGCUGCAUCACCAAGCUGGAGACCUUCAUCCAGGAGCACCUAAGGGUCAUCGGGGCAGUGGGCGUUGGCAUCGCCUGUGUGCAGGUCUUCGGCAUGGUCUUCACGUGCUGUCUGUAUAGAAGCCUGAAGCUGGAGCACUACUGAGCCUGCCCGGGCGCCGUCCGCAGCUUCUCCCUGACUGCUGAGCUGACACUACUGACGGCCAGGGUGCUGGGGUCCCAGGAUGCCGCUCCUUCCCUACUCCUCCAGGGAGGGUGUGUUCCCAAGCCCAUGGGCACACCCCCGUGCCAUCACCAUGCCUUCACUGGGACCUCUGGGGACCCCUCCCCUCAGAGGGGGCUGCAAGUGCCUUUCUCUGCAGACCAAAGGCCCAAGCUGGGGCCCCCACCCACAGCAGGGCAGGAGCAGUACUUCUGCCUGCAAGGGAGGUCUUGGGGUGUUCCAUGCGCUCAGCCAGAGGGGCUGGCCCACCCUAGGGUGCUCCCAGACCCCCAGACACAUGGUGGUCAGGGCAAGCCUGAAGGGGCACUGCUGGGUGGGGCAGCGCCGGGGAAUACAGAACAACUCCAGGUGAGGAGUCCCAGAUGCCUGCCACUGGGUCACAGACCCCCAGCCAACUCCUGGGAAAGCCAAGCCAGCUCUGUCCUGCGGGUCCCGUGCCUCUGCCCUCCCCAGCCUGGCCUCUGCUGCCCAGGUCCCUGCUGGGACUUCCCCGACACCCUCCCCACUCAAAGGCCACACAUUCACUUGUGCACUGUCCUGUCCCCUUCCCAGAAGCAGGGGGUUUGUGGGUUUUAUUCACUGCUGUAUCACAAAUGCCUAGAACUGCUCGUGCCACAUAAUAGGCGCUCAAUAAAGGUCUGUGGAACGGA
Messenger RNA from Ailuropoda melanoleuca (giant panda), 2091 nucleotides. RefSeq names its product CD151 molecule (Raph blood group) (gene CD151). The transcript is spliced from 9 exons. The coding region runs from base 605 to 1363 and encodes 252 amino acids. Gene Ontology annotation, cellular component: plasma membrane. The record is from RefSeq and is a predicted model, not a curated record. Gene Ontology annotation, biological process: cell migration. Lineage: Eukaryota; Metazoa; Chordata; Mammalia; Carnivora; Ursidae.